Messenger RNA from Drosophila mojavensis, 581 nucleotides. RefSeq lists its product as uncharacterized. The record is from RefSeq and is a predicted model, not a curated record. The transcript is spliced from 3 exons. NCBI's taxonomy places the organism in Eukaryota, Metazoa, Arthropoda, Insecta, Diptera, Drosophilidae. The coding region runs from base 53 to 427 and encodes 124 amino acids.
ACGCAGCCGCGUUUAGUUUAGCAACAACUGCUGAGCGCUGCAGACGUCCAAAAUGAAAUUGGAACUCGUGGUAAUAUAUAUAUUGCUAUUGGCAUUCGCCGCUUCCUCGCCUAUGCUAUACAAACGCAAUCCAGAUGAGAAAUACGAACCGGAUCUGGUUGCCAUUUCCUCAACUGUCAUACCGUUGACCGUGCUGGAAGUCAGCUAUGGCCUGGGCGGCAAGCCGAGUGACGAAUACAAGGCCGCCUACCUACGCAAGCUGCGUAAGCAAGUGCAGCAAAAGGCAGCGGCUCAAGCCAGUGGCAAUUCGACAGCACUUCGCGCUCUGAGCGAAGUCUCCGAGCUGCCGCCUGCGCCCAGCGAUGCAGAUGCUCUGAUUACACUCAAAUCCAAGCAACAGGAGAAGGCCAAAGUCAAGGCUGUCUAGAAGGCAACGCACAGCAGAACAGCCAGCCAGACAGCCAACCAGUCAGCUCGACCAGUCAUUGCUUUUGCGUUGGCGUUUGCUAUGAUAUCAUUGCCAUAGUACAUUUUUUUCUUCUUCUUUUUUUUUAACUAGUUAAUAAAUUUUGCGAUACGAA